AGGAUUUGUGAAAAACAAAUUUAAAACCUUAAAAUUCAAUAAAAAUACAAAAAAUAAAUAUAAAUUUGUUAAAAAAAUGAGUAAGAAACCGAGUCCUACAAAAGUUUUGUCGCCGGCAAAAGUUAAAAGAAGUGCUAGUGACGAGACAAAACUCAAAAAAAUUUACGACGAACAGGAACUAAACAAAAAAAUGGGUCUCGAGUUGUACGGAAUCAGCGAAAAAAUGAACCCAAUCGAACCAAUUCCAGGCGAGAUGCAAAACCACUUUCUCGAUUACGAGAUAAAUGAAGUGGUUGCGGGUAAACCUUGCGUUUUAGGUGAUACAAUAUUCGGGUGUCGCGUUCCUCCGGGCUCCAAUCUCGACGAAAUCCGUAAGUUGGAAAUUAUUAAGCAGGGACUCGUGAGACCGGAUACUUUUCGUGCGAUGUUACGUAAAAUCGACUCAUUCCAAAAGCCAUCGGAUUGCUUUAACAUUCACGUUGACACGUUGUCGGAUGAUCAGGUGCGCGAGCUGCACAAGGGUUUGCAAAUUCUCACGGAUCUGGAGAAGAAUUUGAUUGUGUUUGAGACAAAAACGGCUGCUGGUUCGCGUGUGUUGCGUGUGAUGCCCCAUAAAGGUGGUCCCAUGACAAAUGAGGACUUGAAAAAGUGGGGAUGGGACCCGGAAUACAUUCAUUUUACGUUGCAGAAGAGGAACAUUCCAUUUAAGCGGCCACUAAUUAUGAUUUUGGAUACACUGAACCUCAAUAAAAAGGAUCUUGGAUUCGCGCAACUGAAGGAAGCUGGCGCUGUGAGUACUCAGAGGAUCUCGGUGCCGAAGGUGGCGGUCAAUAAACUGCAAAAAUUGACAAAACAGGAUAAAUUUUCGGUAGGAAACUUCGAAAUUAGAAGUGAUGAGGUGAAAAUUGGGGAUUUGGAUGGAAAUCGGUAUCGGAUUGUGUUUAGAGGAUUAUCGAGCAAGAACAAGGAACAGGUAAAUGAGUAUGAAGAGUGUUUGAAAUUCUUGGAACGCAAUGGGUUCAUCAACUACUUCGGGGUUAAGCGAUUUAUGAAGAAGACAGGCGUUCCUGCGUAUCAAAUAGGUAAAGCUUUGCUAACGCGAAACUUUGAAGAAGCCAUAAACUUGAUAAUGACGCCGACAAAGGACGAUCCGUCAGAGUUGCGUGACAUGAAGGAACGAUGGGCCUUGUCCGAUGGCAGUCCCAUCAAAACUCUCGAAGGAUCUGAGGCACUCGAGAGAGAAUUCGAGUAUAAAUUGGUAAAACAACUCGAAAGAAACCCCGACGACUUGGUUGAAGCACUGGAAAAAGUUCCUCUCAACAUCCGGCUUGCGUACAUUUUCGCCUAUCAGAGCUACAUUUGGAACAUUAUCGCGUCGCAGCGUAUCAAACGCAAGGGAUUGAAACUUUUUGUGGGUGAUAUUGUUCUCGUGAACAGUCUUAAGCCUUUGGCGCCGGAAUUUUUUGAAGAUUUCAGCAUUGGAUUGACGUCGCGAUCGGCAGUGUCGCCACCAUUUAUCCGCGACCCAAAAAAGAAGCCAAAUUUCAAAGAUGCCAUUAAAUUUGUCACGCAGGAGGAUAUUGACGAGCAGCGAUACACAAUUCAUGAUCUAGUCUUGCCCUUGCCGGGCAGCGAAGUAAGUUUUCCCAAAAAUAACGACGUGGGAAUUUGGUAUACGGACUUUUUGUCGAAGGAUGGACUGAAUAAGACACGGCUUUCGGACAAGUAUUGCAUCAAUGGCAAUCAAAUCGUUCAAAAUACAAAUUACUUCUUGCACGGAACGUAUCGCAAGCUUCUCGUCUUUCCGACAGACUUGCAAUGGGAAUUCAAGCCAUACAAAAGAUUGUCCGACAACCUUUUAGACAAGGACAAGUCCGAUCGCCCUAAACCCGAAGAUACGGAUAAAUUAGCACUCGUUAUGGAAUUUACAUUACCAGCCGACUCGUACGUGCAAAUGGCGAUUCGAGAAGUUGUCGAUUUGGACAAAAGUGGAUUCACGGACGUUUUUCUGUCAAGCAAGAAGGCUCACGAAGAGGAACUUAAGGAAAUGGAGCAAAUUGUGAAGGAAAAGAAGCGUGAAAGAGAUUCCGAACGCGAAAAAUCGGAAAAAGAUCGAGAUAAACGACCAAAAGUAGUGGAACGUCUCGAUGGAGGAAUCCGAAAAGAACGAUUGGACGGAGGAAUAUCGAAAAAUAAGCGAGACUCACAAACGAGAAGUCAAACCAGAAGUUUGAGAGAAGUGUCUCAAACGAGUUCGGCACGCAGAGCACGUUCACGCGAAGUCUUAGAUGGAAGACGGCGGGCAUCGAGAAGUAGAAGUCCCAAUAUUAGUCGACGUGGUUCACGUGAGGUCUUAAGAAACUCUAGUUCUCGCAUUGAAGUACGCGUGGAUAAUGACAUGCAUCGGUUGCGUUCGCGAUCAAAUGAGAGAUUUAUGGACAAUCGACCGACAUCUUUUGACGGAAUCCCCAUUUGUGAGUUUAACACGUUGCCCCAAGAACCGGAUAUUGAUGAUUCCUUCAACAAUGCUUCGCGUAAUUUGAGUAUGCGAGGCGAUUUUCAUCUCGAUGGCAGCAAUUCGAGAGUUUGGGAUUCGCAGGAAGCGGGAAGAUUUGAUCCGCGCGAUGAUAGACCGAGAUUUGAGCCCGACAUGGAUCGCGGGGUGCGACAAAGUGUGUUUGAUGGGCGUUUAGAACCUCGUCCAAUUAUGCGAAAUCCUGAUCCGCCGGAAAUUUUGGAGCCAGGAAGGCUUUUACAGCCUCCGCAGUACUUUCAUCAAAAUCAAGAUGACUUACGGAGUCGAUUAAAUGCGCCAAGCAACAGCAGCCCAUAUGACAUUGACCGCGAAUUUGAUCGUUUUGAGCAAGAAGUUCAAGAAUUGAAUCGUGAUUGUCGUCGCGAUCAAGAAAUUCGUUUGCGUGAGGCUUUGGAACAAGAAGAACGAAUGCGUUAUGGACGAUUGGAAGAGCUUCGUAGACCAGCAGAUGAACCGCUAUCACCACAAAUUGCCGAAAAAUUACGAAGAUUGGAUGAAGAAGCUUUGAGGUUAGAUCUGAAACGGGUCACACGUUUACAAAACUUUGAUGCCAGUACUCCGCGUCAUCGGGAUGACAGAGAUUUCGAUCGAAGACAAGGAAAUUCGAUGGCGGGACGUGAUUUUGGUGAUGAUCGCAACAUGGGAAUGACUCGCGAACAGGUUAUGAAUCGAAAUCGUGAAAUGGAAGAAUUUGACAGGAAUUUCCUGAUGGAUCGUGUCAAUAACGACCGUCGAUCCUCGAGAGAUCGCAUGUCAAUGGAUCGUUUUGAACAAAGAGACCUUCCGCCGCCGCGAUUUGUACAAGAACUUCCCUUUGGCAGAGACGGGAUUCGAUCUCCUUCACCAUCGCACAGCAGAAAAAGUCUUGAUCUUGAUCGCAGUUUCGAUCGUGGACCACUAAAUGACGACAGAUUCAGAAAUGACGACAGAUUUGGACCCCGAAACAUGGAUCAAGGACGCCAAAAUGACUUUAUGGGCGGCAACAACAACUUUGGCCCACGUGAUUCGUCUGACUUACGAAACAGCUUGUCACGAAAUCCUCAACAAAUGUCGAAUUUCAAUCAAAUGCCGCAACAAGGACAAUUUUCUGGCAUGAAUCCUAAUCAGAGAGACCAGUACAACAACAGAAACUUCCAAAAUUCGAAUCAAUUUCGUAACGACGGACCACCACCGAUGAUGAUGAAUCAACAACGCGGCAUGGAUAACUCCUGGAAUCGGCAAAAUAGUCCACCACCAAGACAGAAUUUCCCGCAGCAACAAUGGAUGAAUCAGGAAAAUCCGAAUUUUAAUCCGAACAAUGGAGGUCCGAUGAAUUUCGGUGGAAAUUUUGGCGGGAAUAAUUACGGAGGAAAUUCUUUCCAAGGAGGUCCGAAUCAAGGGCAAUUUAAUAAUUCGCAAAAUCCGAAUAUGUUUAAUAAUCCGAAUCAAAUGAUGGGUGGCAAUGGACCGCCAGGCGGCAUGGGAAUGAAUUUCCCUAAUAAUGGCGGAAAUAUGCGAGGAUCGCAAGGAAUGAUGAUGCAAGAUAAUAAUGGACGACCAAAGACAGGUCCUCCAGGAUUCAAAGAAAAUCGACGUAAAAGUCGUUUCAAUUAAACCCUUUCUUGUCCCUUUUUAGAGUUAGUUUUGAUUGAACCGAAACUUCAAUCCUGUAAUUGUUUUGUUUUCAUGAAAUUAAUUUUUCAGUUUUUUUUUGCUCCAAAUCUCUUUUUUGAAUGUUUUUCAGGCAGAAAAAAUUCUUACGUGACUUGUAA
Messenger RNA from Culicoides brevitarsis, 4287 nucleotides. RefSeq lists its product as uncharacterized. Bases 77 to 4129 code for a protein of 1350 amino acids. The record is from RefSeq and is a predicted model, not a curated record. Lineage: Eukaryota; Metazoa; Arthropoda; Insecta; Diptera; Ceratopogonidae. Gene Ontology annotation, cellular component: nucleus. Gene Ontology annotation, molecular function: pseudouridine synthase activity; RNA binding. The transcript is spliced from 4 exons. Gene Ontology annotation, biological process: pseudouridine synthesis.